Messenger RNA from Rubroshorea leprosula, 696 nucleotides. Lineage: Eukaryota; Viridiplantae; Streptophyta; Magnoliopsida; Malvales; Dipterocarpaceae. The record is from the annotation of a GenBank genome assembly.
UAUAUGGGAACUAAUCCCCUGAUUGGAACGAGCUUACCCCUGAUGAAGUGAUUCACAAAUAUGAUAUGGUGGAGGUACUUGAAAAUUACAAUGAGCAAAGUGGUGCUGUUGUUGUUGUUGUUGUUAUAUGAUAUGGUGGAGGUACUUGAAAAUUACAAUGAGCAAAGUGGUGCUGUUGUUGUUGUUGCACUUGUAAAAGUAGCUGGAUUCAAAACAGUGUUUCGGCGACACCCAGAGCCAAAUAUGAUCAGGAUCAUUCCUAGAGAACAGUUGCUUCGGCUGUCUCAUCAAGUCCCUUCUUAUUUGCCCACAGGUCAAGAAGGUCCUAACGCUCCCAAGGGUUGCUUGGAGCUUGACCCUGCAGCUACGCCAUUAGAACUUCUGAAGGUAUUAACUGAAGCUCAGGUGAAAGAAAUGGAGGUCACCACCAACUUGGAAGGAUCAGAGGAGAGAGAGCAGUGGAAAUUGGAAAGCCGUUCAAGUUGAAACCGGAUAUUAUUCCUGAAAGUAUUGGAAAAUCAGUUGGGACAGAAGUGGAGGAGAGAAAGGCAAAUAAAAAUGCCCCAGAUGAUUGUGUACAGACGUAGACGAAAAAGGGAAUGGAAAAUCUAGAGGAAUGCUUUGAACCAUGACAUCUCAAAGUCAUUUCUGUAUGUUUCAUCCUCUUUGCAGACAAAAGAAACUGGCCAAUUUUUG